Messenger RNA from Nicotiana attenuata, 1177 nucleotides. RefSeq lists its product as uncharacterized. The transcript is spliced from 3 exons. The coding region runs from base 241 to 747 and encodes 168 amino acids. The record is from RefSeq and is a predicted model, not a curated record. NCBI's taxonomy places the organism in Eukaryota, Viridiplantae, Streptophyta, Magnoliopsida, Solanales, Solanaceae.
AGUGCGACUUAUAAAUUAUAGCUAAUACAACCACACUUUCCCCUCGGCGUUUUGGUUAACAGAAGUGAGAGAAUGAGAAAGUACAAAAAAAAUCAGAGCUUCAGCUAAAGAAUACAAUCAGCUUUUCCGAUUGCAUUACUAUAGAAGAAAGUUUACCAAAAUUCAUUUGGUAAGUUGAAUUAACAGCUUUGAUCGACACUCUACUCAUCAAAAACCCUAAACCCCUCAUUUCGUCCGAUUAUGCUGGGUGUUCGUAGAAAAUUAUGCCAAUUUAGUAGACAAGUUCACACGUUGUCUCGUGAUCGCCCUAGUGAAACCUUAAAGAUGAAUCUUGCUAAAUUGAAGGAGAAGAAGAAACGAAAAGAUCCUCGUAAGAACCAAUUAUUCGUUCAAGUUCCAGAAUCAAGAGCAUGGCUUGACACAGCUACUAUGCCAAUGAUACUCACUGUCGUUGGUACCGCACUUUUUGCUAAGCUCCUCAUGAUGUAUGAUGACUCGAAGUCUCAAGAAAUGAUUGAGAGAAAGAUAAAGAAUGCGCCUGAUGGUCAAGGGUCAGUUAGGAUGCUUACCCGUGAGGAAUGGGAAUCAAUUCAAGACGUGAGACCAAGAACUCCAUUUGAAUCUAAACUUGCUCGUCCAAAUGCAAGGCUAAGGACAGGGGAACCUUUGAAGAUGGAAGAUGUCAAGGAUUGGACAAUAGAUGUUAUAACCGAUGCACUAACACGAGCUGAAGAAUGUGCUAAAUGAGGAUCUAACUAGCUUUUAAGUUGAUAACAUCAGUAUCCUAUUUCAACCAGAGCUGCUUCUUAUGAACCAGGAGGUCUCUUCAACCUCAUAUGCCCAUCUCAACAUGCCAUCCUUCUAUUAGCAGAAGUGAAGUAAUGCUGCCUUUCUUACCGGACAGCAACGACUAAACUUAUGCUAGCUGAAAGUGUGCUGUGCAGAAUUUUUGAGCCUCAAAGAUUUUUUUCUCCAUAGUACUGUACUCCAUUCUUGUUAUAGUUUCUUUUUUUACAUUAUUGGAAAUGGCGAACUUUAGUCAAUAUACUGAACAUUUUCCUUUGAAUAACAUAAAUAUUAUUCAAAGUACUCUUUGUUGCCUGAGAAUAUUCGUUUCGUUUGUUCUUGAGCAACUGGUGCACUAAUAAAAAUAUUGGAUGUCAUCUUCUUUAACCAA